Messenger RNA from Rangifer tarandus platyrhynchus (Svalbard reindeer), 963 nucleotides. The record is from the annotation of a GenBank genome assembly. Lineage: Eukaryota; Metazoa; Chordata; Mammalia; Artiodactyla; Cervidae.
AUGGAGGAGGUGCCUCACGACUGUCCAGGGGCCGACAGCGCCCAGGCAGGUCGAGGGGCCUCAUGUCAGGGGUGCCCCAACCAGCGCCUCUGCGCUUCUGGAGCUGGUGCUGCCGCGGACCCGGCCAUAGAGGAAAUCAAAGAAAAAAUGAAGAGUGUGAAACACAAGAUCUUGGUGUUAUCUGGGAAAGGCGGCGUUGGGAAAAGCACAUUUAGCGCCCAUCUGUCCCAUGGCCUAGCGGAGGAUGAAAACACGCAGGUUGCUCUUCUAGACAUCGAUAUAUGUGGGCCGUCAAUUCCCAAGAUCAUGGGAUUGGAAGGAGAACAGGUUCACCAGAGCGGCUCGGGCUGGUCUCCAGUGUUCCUGGAAGACAACUUGGGGGUGAUGUCGGUGGGUUUCUUGCUCAGCAGCCCCGACGAUGCCGUCAUCUGGAGGGGACCAAAGAAAAACGGCAUGAUCAAGCAGUUCCUCCGCGACGUGGACUGGGGCGAGGUGGACUACCUCAUCGUGGACACCCCGCCCGGAACGUCGGACGAACAUCUCUCGGUGGUGCAGUACCUGGCCGCGGCGCACAUCGACGGGGCGGUGAUCAUCACCACGCCCCAGGAAGUGUCACUCCAGGAUGUCCGGAAAGAGAUCAGCUUCUGCCACAAGGUGAAGCUGCCCAUCAUCGGGGUGGUGGAGAACAUGAGCGGCUUCAUCUGCCCCAAAUGCCAGAAAGAGUCCCAGAUAUUCCCACCGACAACGGGGGGUGCGGAGGCCAUGUGCCAGGACCUGAAGAUCCCGCUGCUUGGCAAAGUGCCACUGGAUCCACGCAUAGGUAAGAGCUGCGACAAAGGACAGUCUUUUUUGGUGGAAGCGCCAGAUUCACCCGCCACUGUCGCCUACAGAAGUAUAAUUCAGAGAAUCCAGGAGUUCUGUAGUCAGCGUCUGCCAGAAGGAGAGAACCCCGUCGGCUCCUGA